ACGAGCACAGGGACAAGCUACCAUGGCAGGGCUUCCCAUCAAGUUUGAGGAGCACCUCCAGCUCACUCAGGCGCCCUACAAUAUCCCCCAAUCGGCCAUCGGCUUCAACACCCUCACCCUGCAAUCAGACCGCUGGGUCUGUGUACGCGAUGCAGAGUCCUCGCAGCUCAUCGUCAUUGACGUGCAUAACCCAAGCAGCAUCAUGCGAAGGAAUAUCCAAGCAGACCACGCCAUCAUGCACCCAAAACAAAACAUCAUUGCCCUCAAGGCACAACGACAGCUGCAAAUCUUCAAUCUCGACGCAAAGGCAAAGCUCAAGGCACAUGCCAUGCAUGAAGAUGUCAAGUACUGGACAUGGGUCUCGGAAACGGUCAUUGGUAUGGUCACACCAACAGCCGUGUACCACUGGUCCCUCACGACAGAAGACGCGCCGAAAAAGAUGUUUGACCGGAGUGCAAACUUGCAAGACGCGCAAAUCAUCAAUUACAAGGUGAAUAGCGAUGAAAAGUGGUUCGUUGUUGUCGGCAUCAAGAGUGACAAUGGUCGUAUUGUGGGUGCUAUGCAGCUCUACAAUGCAGACCGAGGACAGUCGCAGCCCAUUGAAGGUCACGCUGCUGCAUUUGCACAAGUCAAGCUCGAAGACAAUCCAGCGGAGACCAAACUUUUUUCGUUUGCCGUGCGCACAGAGACAGGCGCGAAGCUGCACAUUGUGCCAAUUGAUCCCAACCCCGCCAACCAAGUCUUUACAAAGAAGCAGGUGGAUGUCUUUUUUCCUCCCGAGGCAGUCAACGAUUUUCCUGUUGCUAUGCAAGUGUCGAAGCGAUACGGCAUCAUUCACCUCGUCACAAAGUACGGCUUCAUUCACUUGUACGACCUCGAAACGGGCGUGUGCAUCUACAUGAAUCGCAUCUCGAGCGAGACGGUAUUUACAACCACAGAUCACGAUGCUACUUCCGGCAUCCUCGGCAUCAACCGCAAAGGUCAAGUGCUCAGUGUGUCGGUGGAUGAAAACAACAUGAUUCCCUACAUCAUGAACACUCUGAGCGAUGCAACGCUCGCAGUGAAAUUGGCCGGUCGUGGCAACUUGCCAGGCGCCGAUGACAUUUAUGUGCAACGCUUCCAACAACUCUUUAGCAGUGGCAAUCUCGCAGAAGCAGCCAAAGUCGCCGCCAACUCCCCACGCGGUAUUUUGCGUACUCAAGACACCAUCAACCGCUUCAAGCAGGCACCUGCCGCACAAGGUGGUCUGUCGCCUAUUCUACAAUACUUUGGUUCCCUUCUUGACAAGGGCUCGCUGAAUGAGUAUGAAACGAUGGAGCUCUCUCGACCAGUCAUCCAACAAGGUCGUGUGCAACUCCUUGAGAAAUGGUUUGGCGAAGACAAGCUUGCCUGCAGCGAGGCGCUCGGCGACUUGGUGCGCAUGUCCAACCUCAACCUGGCCUUGCAAAUCUACCUCAAAGCCAAUGUGCCAAGCAAGGUUGUUGCGUGUUAUGCCGAGACUGGGCAAUUUGAUCAAAUUGUACCGUAUGCAGCUCAAUCAGGCUACAGUCCAGACUAUGCUGCAUUGCUACAGCACAUUGUCCGUAUCAACCCAGAGCGUGGUGCUGAAUUCGCAACACAGCUUGCCAACACUGAAGGCGGCUCAUUGGUCGACAUUGACCGUGUCGUGGAUGUUUUCAUGAGCCAAAACAUGAUUCAACAAGCAACCGCAUUUCUAUUGGAUGCUCUCAAGGACAACCAGCCCGACCAAGGACACUUGCAAACACGUCUGCUUGAAAUGAAUUUGCUCAAUGCACCUCCUGUUGCGGAUGCCAUUCUCGGAAAUGAAAUGUUUUCUCACUUUGACAAGCCCAUGAUUGCGGCGCUGUGUGAAAAGGCUGGCUUGUACCAACGAGCACUCGAGCUGUAUGAUUCGCCAAAGGACAUUAAGCGGGUCAUUGUGCAGACGCAUAUUCUCAACACUGAAUGGCUUGUUGGGUACUUUGGCAAGCUCUCUGUUGAGCAAUCGCUUGAGUGUUUGGAUGAGAUGAUGAAGCAAAACAUUCGCCAAAAUCUGCAGGUGGUUGUGCAAAUCUCGACAAAAUAUAGCGACUUGCUUGGUGCGCACCGUCUCAUUGACAUGUUUGAGCGUUACAAGACGCCAGAAGGUUUAUACUACUACCUUGGAUCGGUCGUCAACUUGUCAGAAGAUCCAGAAGUGGCAUUCAAGUACAUUCAAGCUGCUGCAUCCAUCGGCCAACUCAAGGAAGUCGAACGCGUAUGCCGCGAAUCCAACGCCUACAAUCCCGAAAAGGUUAAAAACUUUUUGAAGGAAGCCAAGCUGCCGGAUCAGCUCCCACUUAUUAUUGUGUGCGACCGAUUCGACUUUGUGCACGACUUGGUCUUGUACCUGUACAAGAACCAGCUCUUCAAGUUCAUUGAAGUGUAUGUACAGCGCGUCAAUCCCUCGCGCGCUCCUGCGGUCAUUGGCGGCUUGCUCGACGUCGACUGCGAUGAAAGCAUCAUCAAGUCAUUGCUCAUGUCAGUCAUUGGCCAAGUUCCCGUUGGCGAGCUCGUUGCAGAAGUGGAAAAGCGUAAUCGCCUCAAAAUGCUGCUACCCUUCCUUGAAAUGACCCUCAGCCAAGGCACACAAGACAAAGAGGUGUACAAUGCCCUUGCCAAAAUCUACAUUGACAGCAACAACAAUCCUGAAAAGUUCCUCAAGGAAAACGACAUGUACGAUUCAGCUGUUGUUGGCAAGUACUGCGAAAAGCGUGACCCACACCUCGCAUUUAUUGCCUAUCAAAAAGGUCAAAAUGACAUGGAUCUCGUGCGCAUCACGAAUGAGAACCAAAUGUUCAAGCAGCAAGCACGCUAUCUGCUCGCACGUCGUGAUGGUGACUUGUGGUCGCAAGUGUUGCAGGAAAACAGCUUCCGCAGGCCAUUGGUGGAUCAAGUCAUUGCCACGGCUGUUCCGGAAUCGUCGUCGCCCGAAGAUGUGUCUGUUGCAGUCAAGUCCUUUAUGGCUGCUGAUAUGCCCAUUGAGCUGAUUGACUUGCUCGAAAAGAUCAUCCUCGAGCCAUCCGCGUUUAGCGACAACCAAAACCUUCAGAAUCUCUUGAUUUUGACGGCCAUCAAGUCAGACAAAGGCCGUGUGCGCGACUACAUUCAAAAGCUCGACAAUUACGACGCACCAGACAUUGCACAGAUUGCAAUCCAGAGUGGUCUUCAUGAAGAAGCCCUCGCCAUUUACGAGAAGACUGGCGCUCAUCACGAUGCUGUUAAUGUGCUGGUGGAGCACAUUGUCUCCAUUGAUCGUGCUGCCGACUUUGCUGAGAAGGUGGAUACGCCCGUCGUAUGGUCCCGUCUCGGAAAAGCGCAAAUUGAUGGUCUCCGCGUGACUGAUGCGAUUGACUCGUACAUCAAGGCGCAAGACCCAGGCAAUUACGCUGAAGUGAUUGAAAUUGCCGACCGCGCUGGCAAAUCGGAGGACCUCAUCCGGUUCCUCCAAAUGGCUCGCAAGACAGUGCGCGAGCCCAUUGUUGAUACGUCGUUGUUGCUAUCGUACGCCAAGACGGACCGCGUCCAUGACCUUGAAGACUUUUUGCAGGGAACCAACGUUGCCGACGUCAACAAGGCUGGAGAGGAUUGCUACGACGCUGAACAAUACCAAGCAGCCAAGAUCCUCUUUACCAGCAUCUCCAACUGGGCGCGCUUGGCAGAAACGCUUGUCCACCUUGGUGAAUACCAAAAUGCCGUCGACUGUGCACGCAAGGCCAACAGCAUCAAAGUCUGGAAGCAAGUCAACCAAGUGUGCAUCGACAAGAAGGAAUUCCGCCUUGCUCAAAUUUGCGGUCUCAAUCUGAUUGUCCACGCUGAAGAAUUGCCAGACCUCGUCAAGCAGUACGAGUACAACGGUUACUUUGAAGAACUCAUCAGUCUCAUGGAAGCUGGUCUCGGUUUGGAGCGCGCACACAUGGGCAUGUUUACGGAGCUUGCCAUUCUAUACACAAAGUACAAGCCAGAAAAGGUCAUGGAGCACCUCAAACUCUUUUGGGGACGUAUUCAGAUGCCAAAGACGAUUCGUGCGUGCGAACAAGCGCAUCUCUGGCCGGAGCUUGUGUUCUUGUACGUGCACUAUGAUGAAUUCGACAAUGCCGCAUUGACCAUCAUGGAGCGUAGUGCCGAUGCCUGGGAGCAUGCGCGCUUCAAGGAAAUCAUGGUCAAGGUGGCAAACCUCGAAAUUUACUACAAGGCCGUCAACUUUUACCUGCAAGAGCAGCCAAUGCUCUUGACAGACUUGCUGCAGACCCUCACACCUCGCAUUGAUCACACGCGUGUGGUACGUCUGUUUGAAAAGUCAGAUAACAUUCCCCUCAUCAAGACUUACCUUGUUGCUGUUCAGGAGCGCAACAUUGAGGCAGUCAACCGCGCCUACAAUGAGUUGUUGAUUGAAGAGGAGGAUUAUCGCGGCUUGCGCGAUUCCGUGGAUGCCUUUGACAAGUAUGAUACUCUGGCUCUUGCACAACGUCUUGAGAAGCACGAUUUGCUCGAAUUUAGACGCAUUGCAGCGCAUCUCUACCGCAAGAUGAAGCGUUGGCAGCAUGCCAUUGACCUCGCCAAGCAAGAUCGUCUUUGGAAAGAUGCAGUGGAUAUCGCUGCAGUCUCUGCCAAGCCCGAGAUUGUGGAAGACUUGGUGCGAUACUUUGUAUCGGUUGGCAACAACGAAGUCUUCGCCGCCAUGCUGUAUACGUGCUACCACCUGAUUUCACUCGACCUGGUCAUGGAAUUGUCGUGGCGCUACAAGCUGAAUGACUUUGUCAUGCCGUACAUGAUCAAUCACCAACGGGAGCAGAGUGCGCGGCUGGAGCAGCUCCACCUCGACAAUGAGGAGCGGAAGAAGAAGGAUACGGCGACUGUUGAAAAGGAAGAAUCAACACCCAUGAUUACGAAUCCUCUGUUGAUUACAUCGGGUGGGUAUAUGAAUGGUGGCAUGCAGGCGCAGCAAACUGGGUUCUACUAGAUAUGCGAUAGCUAUGUUACUGUUUGGUCUUUUUCGUUGCUGGCUUCUUUUUUGUGCUCUUUUCCGGUGCCUUGCGCUUCGUCGUUGUUGCGCCAGGAAUAGGUUUAAAGAAGCUAUCGAGACGGCCUUGCUGCUUUUGCUUCGUGGCCUUGCGUAACUUGUCGGCGCCGUUGCGGACACGCUGAACAUCAAAGCCCUUGUCGUCACAUAGAAAUGCAAUGAGUGCAUCGACGUCUGGCUCGUUCCAUUCAAGUGUCAAGUCUGCAAUGGAUGUCUUAAUGCGCGGAAUCUCGGGAGCCUGAGAUGCCGACAAGUCUG
This is a messenger RNA of Protomyces lactucae-debilis, 5320 nucleotides long. Its product is annotated as putative clathrin heavy chain. The coding region runs from base 23 to 5002 and encodes 1659 amino acids. Gene Ontology annotation, biological process: Golgi to endosome transport; receptor-mediated endocytosis; intracellular protein transport. The record is from RefSeq and is a predicted model, not a curated record. Gene Ontology annotation, molecular function: structural molecule activity; clathrin light chain binding. Gene Ontology annotation, cellular component: clathrin coat of coated pit; actin cortical patch; clathrin coat of trans-Golgi network vesicle. The transcript is spliced from 2 exons. NCBI's taxonomy places the organism in Eukaryota, Fungi, Ascomycota, Taphrinomycetes, Taphrinales, Protomycetaceae.